Jatropha curcas is the source of this 1051-nucleotide messenger RNA. The record is from RefSeq and is a predicted model, not a curated record. Lineage: Eukaryota; Viridiplantae; Streptophyta; Magnoliopsida; Malpighiales; Euphorbiaceae.
UGGCUUUGCAUGUAAACGAGUCAGUUCUUAUAUAUAUGCCUCAGACUUCCUCGCUAGCUUCAUUCCAAGCAAAACACAGGAAGAGAGAGAUAGGAUCAGUAGAAACAGUUUCUCCAGUAUAUUCAGAUCUUAAUUAGGAAACGGAAAAUGGCAGAAAACGGUUACGCAGAGCUAGAGAAGCAGAAAUUGCUUUUACAAGAACAUGAAGAGAAACACUUCAUGUCAAGUGAGAUUGUCCGUGACAUCAUCAUUGGUGUCUCCGAUGGUCUCACUGUCCCUUUCGCCCUUGCUGCUGGUUUGUCCGGCGCCAAUGUCACUUCCCGCAUCAUUCUCAUCGCCGGCAUUGCUGAAGUUGCCGCCGGCGCCAUCUCCAUGGGGCUUGGCGGGUACCUUGCAGCAAAAAGCGAAGCUGAUCAUUACAUGAGAGAACUAAAACGAGAACAAGAAGAAAUCAUCAGCGUCCCUGACAUAGAGGCUGCUGAAUGUGGAGACAUAUUAGCAGAGUAUGGAGUUGAGCCACAUGAAUAUGAGCCAGUGGUGAAUGCUUUAAGGAGAAACCACCAGCAUUGGCUUAAUUUCAUGAUGAAGUUUGAACUUGGAUUGGAGAAGCCAGACCCAAUGAGAGCAUUUCAAAGUGCCAUAACAAUAGCUAUUUCUUACGUACUGGGUGGGUUUGUACCCCUUUCACCAUACAUAGUAUUUCCAGUUGCUGAAGAAGCUGUUGUUGCAUCUAUUAUGGUUACCAUUUUGGCAUUACUAGUAUUUGGGUUUGUUAAGGGUUACUUUACUGGUGAUAGACCCUUUAGGAGUGCCCUUCAAACUGCCUUCAUUGGAGCUAUUGCUUCUGCUGCUGCUUAUUCCCUAGCUAAGGUUUUCCGAGUUUGAUUCAUUUCUCCAUUUUCUAACUUCUUCUUCUCCUCCUCAAUAUGGACUUUGGGUUUGUAUGCUCUAAUACUUCAAUGUAUUUGGGACAUCUUAAUUAUCUGAUUCCAACCUUCUUGUAUCUAUAUUUGUUGCAGCUAUGUGAAAGUUGUGCCUUCUUAAGUCUUAA